AAGCUAAAUCCUUUCCUCUUCCUCUUCACAGUCACUUUCUCUGCAGCAUCUUUUCCAUCAUAUUUUAAGCUCGCUCGCGCAGAGCCCAAAAACGUCGCUACCAAUAGCCGCCAUUACCAGACCUUGCUUUUUCUCUAUUUGUGUCUCCCAUUACCCUAUAACUAACAAGAAGAGAGGACUGAGGAGAAAUGGUUAACUGGGUAUCUUUCCUUCUCUUUCCAGUCCUCCUUAUAUGUUUGAUUUUCGAGGGUUUUAGAGAAGUCUGUCGAACAUCUGUCAUGGCUGAAAAGGAAACAGAUUAUUCGCUGCAAAAGCCCCCUUCUGCAACUCAGGUCUUAGAGGAGCUAAAAGAGCUAUGGGGGAUGGCUUUGCCUAUAACAGGCAUGAACUGUCUCGUCUACAUUCGAGCCAUGGUUUCAGUCCUUUUCUUGGGCAGACUCGGAAGCUUAGAGCUUGCAGGUGGAGCUCUCUCAAUAGGCUUCACCAACAUCACUGGCUACUCUGUUUUGGUUGGUCUCACUUCAGGGCUGGAACCCGUUUGCAGCCAAGCGUAUGGAAGCAAGAACUGGGACUUAAUCUCUCUAUCCCUGCAAAGAACAGUGCUGAUUCUGUUGUUUGCUAGCAUACCCAUUAGCUUUUUAUGGCUGAACUUGGAAGCAAUCAUGGUUUCCAUGGGUCAGGACAGAGAAAUCACAGCAAUGGCUGCUACUUACUGUCUCUACUCUCUCCCGGACCUAUUGACGAACACAUUGUUGCAGCCAUUAAGAGUGUAUAUGAGGUCUCAGGGAGUGACGAAACCGUUGAUGUACUGUUCUUUAGUGGCGGUUCUGUUCCAUGUGCCUCUGAAUGUAGUAUUUGUGGUGGUUCUGAAGCUUGGUGUGCCAGGGGUGGCCAUGGCUUCUGUACUGACCAACCUGAAUAUGCUUUUGUUCAUGGCGGGCUACAUCUAUGUGUCUGGGGUAUGCCGAGUGAGAUGGACGGCUGGGAUUGCAGAGGUAUUUGGUGGGUUAGGCCCAUUGCUGGGACUGGCUGUGCCAAGUUGCUUGGGAAUCUGUUUGGAGUGGUGGUGGUAUGAGAUCAUGACUGUUCUUGCUGGAUAUUUGCCUAAUCCAAGAGUUGCUGUUGCCGCCACUGCUAUUUUGAUUCAGACCACUAGCCUUAUGUACACAGUUCCAAUGUCCUUGGCUGCUUGUGUCUCUACCAGGAUAGGGAACGAGCUGGGAGCAGGGAAGCCAUACAAGGCGAAGCUGGCAGCACUAGUGGCACUGGGCUGUGCCUUAAUAAUAGGACUUAUCAACGUAACAUGGACAGCCAUCUUGAGAGAAGGAUGGGCAAGCUUCUUCACAACAGACGAGCUGGUUCGUGUCCUUGUGGUUGCAGUCAUGCCCAUCAUGGGUCUCUGCGAGCUCGGAAACUGCCCCCAAACGACAGGCUGUGGCAUACUACGGGGCACGGCUAGGCCGGCGGUGGGUGCGAGGAUCAACCUUGGUUCUUUCUAUUGUAUAGGCACACCUGUGGCCAUUGGCCUUGCGUUUUGGCUCAAGCUUGGGUUUGGUGGGCUUUGGUAUGGCCUUUUGUCUGCACAAGCAGCUUGUGCUGUUUCAAUUCUGUUUGUGAUUUUGAUGAGAACAGAUUGGGAAGCUGAGGCCUUGCGGGCCAAGAAGCUCACUAACUUGGAACUGGCUGUCAAUGGGGUCACUGAUUUCUCAAUUACUACUGAUGAAGAGAAGAAAGGGUUCUUGACAAAAGAUGCUGACUUGGAUGAAGUUUUGUAAAAAAGAAAAAGAGAAAAAUAUUGAGAGAGAGAGAGC
Telopea speciosissima is the source of this 1811-nucleotide messenger RNA. RefSeq names its product protein DETOXIFICATION 54. Gene Ontology annotation, biological process: xenobiotic detoxification by transmembrane export across the plasma membrane. Bases 189 to 1775 code for a protein of 528 amino acids. The record is from RefSeq and is a predicted model, not a curated record. Gene Ontology annotation, molecular function: xenobiotic transmembrane transporter activity; antiporter activity. NCBI's taxonomy places the organism in Eukaryota, Viridiplantae, Streptophyta, Magnoliopsida, Proteales, Proteaceae. Gene Ontology annotation, cellular component: membrane. The transcript is spliced from 6 exons.